AUGGCUCCCGACACAGUGGAAGAAUCGCCGCGGGUGGUGUCGCCCGCGUCGACCGCCGGCGACUACUACGACGCGCCCAUGUCGCCCAUGUCGCCCCUGCAGAAGGAGGUCUCGCCCGAGGCCCUCGUGGUCGGCACGACGCAGCUCUUCGAGAACGACAGCAUCCGCUUCGUGCCCACGCCCACGCCGAGCCCCAAGGACCCCCUCAACCUGCCCACGUGGCGCAAGUGGGCCGCCGUCGCCGCGCUGUCCCUGUUCGGCGCGCUCGCGCUCGCCGCCGAGAACGUCAUCGGCGCCAUGGUGCCCGUGUUCGUCCUCGAGUACGCGGGCGUCGACCCAAAGGUCCUCGGGCAGCCCCAGCCGCCCGGCGGGCAGGGCGGCGGGCAGGGCGGCCUGAUGACUGGGAUGGGCGGCCCGCCGCUGUGGCAGGUGUCGCUGCUGGCUUCGUUGCCGCUGCUUGUGAACGGUAUUGCGUCGUACUUCCUCGUUCCACUCACUAUCGCUAUUGGGAGACGUCCUGUGCUACUGUUUACCGGCGCGAUGGCGUGGAGUGGUGGUCUUUGGGCGGGUUACUCGACUUCCCUUAGUAGCCACCUUGCAGCGAGGGCAUUUCAGGGCCUCGGUGCCGGUGCAGUUGAGGCUCUGGUGCCGUUGAUCAUCCAGGAUUUCAUGUUUAUUCACGAGAGGAAUAAGGCUAUCUCCCUCGUGGGUGCAACACAGGGACUAUUUGUGUUGGCCUUGGGUAUUUCUGCUCCCUACAUUGUACUCCGUCUAGACUGGAGAUAUCUUUACUAUAUCACCGCUGGUGUUGGCAUUCUUGUGUGGCUGGGUCUGAUAGCGUUCGUGCCUGAGACCCGCUGGGUCCGGAGUGAUGAUGAGCUCGCGGGUAAGCAAGUCUACGCGCUCUUGCCAGGCGAGAACCGGCCCAGGCUGGACGAGCUCCAUUACGGACCACGCAACAAAAACAGUAACUUCGGCAUGUUCAACGUUGAGACAGAAUGGAGACUUGCGGCCCGUUCAAUCUGGGAAAUGAUCAAGACGACCUUCUUCCCCAACGUACUAUGGGUAAUUCUCAUCAAUUCCAUGUUCUCGGCCAUACAGAACGCCAACGCUCAGGUCAUCUCAUCCGUCCAGAUCGCCGCAGGGUGGAAGUUCGAGACCAUCGGCUUGGUUUUCAUACCGUUCGUCAUCGCGAGCCCUUUUGUGUGGCUUUUCGGGGGGUUCCUGGCGGACAAGGUGUCUAAUUGGCACGCAAGGCGGAAUGGCGGGCGGAGGGAGCCCGAGGCACAUCUCUUGAGUCUGAUCAUUCCACUGUCAGCGGGUAUCGUAGGCCCUAUUGUGGUUGGGUAUGCCGGUCAGAAUAUCGAAUCGGUGUCGACGAUUGUGGUACUGGUGGGCAUCUUCCUGAUUGGAUUCGGUUACUUGACGACGAGCGCGGUGGUCUCGGUCUACUUGGUCGAGAGUUAUCCUCGCUUCGCAGGACCUGUCCUUGUCAAUGUUUCCUCCCUGCGUCUCGUGGUAGGUUUCGCACUGUCUUUUGACUCGACAACCUGGAUCGAGCAACUUGGGUUCAUGGUCAACUUCGCUAUCUACGGUGGUAUAAUGGCCGGCUUUGCUUUGGGUUUGCCUAUCAUGUACAUUUACGGUAAAAGAAUCCGUGCUUGGACGGCUGGUCGGCUGGAGAGUCCGUAUGAGCAGACCCAAGUUGACCCGGAAAGAAAUAGUGGGCAAAGUGUUGAGAAGGUUGCUACUGACGAUGCUACUGUUACGGCUUCCACAAAUUAUUGA
Diaporthe amygdali is the source of this 1788-nucleotide messenger RNA. RefSeq lists its product as uncharacterized. The record is from RefSeq and is a predicted model, not a curated record. Gene Ontology annotation, molecular function: transmembrane transporter activity. NCBI's taxonomy places the organism in Eukaryota, Fungi, Ascomycota, Sordariomycetes, Diaporthales, Diaporthaceae. Bases 1 to 1788 code for a protein of 595 amino acids. The transcript has 6 exons. Gene Ontology annotation, biological process: transmembrane transport.